AUGGCAUCCAACGCCUCAAUCCCGGCCCUAAUAGUGUCCAAAUCAGAAAGCACACACAACCUUGAGGAUGGCAUUCCAUUUGCAUCUGAAAAUCUCCAUGUGGGCGAGACUUAUCUCAAGCUGGAUAAAAUGCUCUUCAGAAUUACGCCUGAUGCGAAGAAAGGACCACCAUUAGAGGGGGAUGGUGGAACAGCUGUAAGGCGCUUUGAGGUUGAAGCUAUGAAGCUGGUAGCAAAGCACACCUCUGUCCCUCUUCCUGAAGUUAUUUACAGCCUCAUAAGUGAUCGCAGCGGCGAGAUUGGGAUGACAACUAUUACAGGCACUACACUAGAAAGCCUAUGGGAUAAGUUGAACAGUGAAACAAAAAAGUCUAUAUGCUGUGAGACAUGGGAUCAAAUCGCCAAACUCCGAGAAAUCUCACAACCACCUGCCUUAAAACAGUUCUUCCAGUGUCUUGCUGACGGCUCGCCAACUCUUGACCCUCUAAUUGAAGACUUGGACCGCUGUGGAACCCCUUUAUACACAGACGAAGAUGUCAGAGCCCGAAUAUACCACCGCUACCUUCAUUUUGGUGGUCUGCGAUAUAAAAAUGAGCUACCAGACAUGCUCCCUCGAUCGUCCUGUACGGUUUUUACACACGCUGACAUUGCCCCACGCAACAUCAUGGUUGAUGACCAUUAUCACAUUACCGGCAUCCUCGACUGGGAGUAUGCCGGCUGGUACCCUGAUUACUGGGAGUAUGCGCAGAUCAUGAGGCCUGCUUGCCAGACAGGUGAUUGGCAGAAAUGGAUGGAUCUCACUGCGCCCUGUAAAUGGGAUAUCUCGGGAAUAGCAGCAGCGAGACGAAUUUUAUUUUGA
Molecule: messenger RNA, 858 nt
Organism: Blastomyces gilchristii SLH14081
Lineage: Eukaryota; Fungi; Ascomycota; Eurotiomycetes; Onygenales; Ajellomycetaceae
Exons: 2
Coding region: 1-858 (285 amino acids)
Source: RefSeq, a predicted model, not a curated record